Molecule: messenger RNA, 1515 nt
Organism: Otolemur garnettii (small-eared galago)
Lineage: Eukaryota; Metazoa; Chordata; Mammalia; Primates; Galagidae
Gene: CDSN
Product: corneodesmosin
Exons: 3
Coding region: 1-1515 (504 amino acids)
Biological process (GO): skin morphogenesis; cell-cell adhesion
Molecular function (GO): protein homodimerization activity
Source: RefSeq, a predicted model, not a curated record
AUGGGCUCCUCUUGGGCACCCCAAACGGGGCGUGUGGGCGGGCUCGGGAUGAAGGUGCUGCUGCUGGCUGGUCUCCUCCUGCCAGGGACCUUGGCUAAGAGCAUCGCGACCUUUGAUCCCUGUAAGGAUCCCACACGUAUCACCUCCCUUAACGACCCCUGUCUCUCUGGGAAGGGCGGCUCCAGUGGCUUCAGUAGCUCCAGUGGCUCCAGCAGUUCCAGCAGCUCUGUUUCCAGUUCCAGUGUCUCCAGUUCCAGCAUCUCCAGCAGUGGCUCUAGUGGUUCUGGCACCUCCAGUGGUGGGUCAGGCGGGUCCGUUAAGCCAGGAACAGGAUACUCUCAGAUCAGCUACUCCUCCGGAUCUGGCUCUAGUCUACAGGGUGCGUCUGGCACCUCCCAUUCGGGAAGCAGCAGCUCUCAGUCAGAAGUCAUCAACUACCAAGUAGGGCAUGGCUCUGCUCUACCAACCAACCCUGGUUCUUCCCAGUCUGGAGGAAGCUCUUCUGUCUCCCUAAGCUCCAGUAUGUCCAGCGGCAGUAGGCAAAGCAUCAGCUCCAACCAGCAUCCCUGCAGCUCGGACAUCCCCGACUCUCCCUGCAGUGGAGGGCCCAUCGUCUCACAUUCUGGCCCUUACAUCUCCAGCUCCCACUCGGUGUCAGGGGGUCAGAGGCCUGUGGUGGUGGUGGUGGAGCAGCAUGGCUCCAGUGGCCCCGGAGUGGUUCCAGGUGCCCCCUGCAGCAAUGGUGGCCUUCCAGGGAAGCCCUGCCCCCCUAUCACCUCUGUAGACAAAUCCUACGGUGGCUAUGAGGUGGUGGGUGGCUCCUCUGACAGUUAUCUGGUUCCGGGCAUGACCUACAGCAAGGGGAAAAUUUACCCUGUGGGCUACUUUACCAAAGACAACCCCGUUAAAGGCUCCCCAGGUGUCCCCUCCUUUGCAGCUGGACCCCCUGUCUCUGAGGGCAAAUACUUCUCCAGCAAUCCCAUCGUUCCUAGCUCCGGCAUCUACCCAUCGGGAGCUUCCUCUGCUAUUGUGUUCCAGCCAGUGGGCACUGGCGGGGUCCAGCUCUGUGGUGGCUCCACAGGCUCUAAGGGGCCCUGUGGAUCCUCCAAUUCCAGAAUCCCCAGCAGUGCUAGCGUUUCCAGCAGCUCCAGUUCAUCCUACCAUCCCUGUGGCGAUGCUUCCCAGGGGCCUUGCUCGCCUCCAGGCACUGGGUCUUUCAGCAGCAGCUCCAGUUCCCAGUCAGGUGGCAAAAUCAUCCUUCAGCCCUGUGGCAGCAAGUCCAGCCUUCCUGGUCACCCUUGCCUUUCUGUCUCCUCCUCAACAUUGAGUGGGGGGUCUGAUGGAUCCCCCCACCCUGAUCCCUCUGCUGGUGCCAAGCCCUGUGGUUCCAGCAUCUCUGGAAGGCUCCCCUGCCGUUCCAUCCGGGAUGUCCUGGCCCAGGUGAAGCCUCUGGGGCCUCAGCUAGUUGACCCUGAAGUUUUCUUGCCGCAGGGAGAGGUACUUGACAGUCCAUGA